This is a messenger RNA of Aspergillus ruber CBS 135680, 1395 nucleotides long. Its product is annotated as glycosyltransferase family 31 protein. The record is from RefSeq and is a predicted model, not a curated record. The transcript is spliced from 2 exons. The coding region runs from base 1 to 1395 and encodes 464 amino acids. Gene Ontology annotation, molecular function: glycosyltransferase activity. Lineage: Eukaryota; Fungi; Ascomycota; Eurotiomycetes; Eurotiales; Aspergillaceae. Gene Ontology annotation, cellular component: membrane.
AUGAUAACCCCCCGCCUUUAUCGCCGCCGAAUUACUUGGGUGGCAUCCCUAGUCGCCCUCUUCCUCCUCUACCAUUUCUUCUCUCUCCGCUCCGACCUCGACGCCCCCGCUGUAGCCGCCAGAACCAAGACCUCGCAGAACGCCGACACAAGUCCAAAUGCAAACGCCAAUUCCAACACCAACCAGAAUGCCAAAGCAAAUGCAAAUAAUGGCGAAACGGGGCAGGACGGCCCCAUCUGCCCACCCCUCCCCGGCAUGGAAGACGUCCUCGUCAUCCUCAAAACAGGCGUCACAGAAGCAUUAGACAAAGUCCCCGUGCACUUCCAAACAACCCUCCGCUGCGUCCCCAACUACGUUAUCUUCUCCGACCAUGAUGAGGAAAUCGCCGGCGUUCGUGUCCAUGAUGCUUUGCGCAACAUGCCCGAUGAAGACCUCAAGCAGUCCAUCCCGGACUUCAACAUCUACAACCGCAUCCGCUCGAUGGGGCGGGCUGGACUAGCACAGGAUGACUUUUCAGACGUUGCGAAUUCCGCGCUGGGAAAACCGGAUAACCCGGGGUGGAAGUUGGAUAAGUGGAAGUUCCUGCCGAUGACGAUGGGGACAUAUAAGUAUAAGAGUGAUGCGAAGUGGUAUGUGUUUAUGGAGGCGGAUACGUAUUUCGUCUGGGGUAGCCUGCUGGCGUGGUUGGGAAAUUUCAACCCCGAGGAUCCGUUGUAUAUCGGUACCGAGACGCAGAUUGCAGAUGUCGUCUUCGCGCAUGGAGGAUCUGGUUUUAUCGUUUCCAACCCGGCCAUGAAGCGCGUUGUUGAUGAGUAUUCGGUCAAAUCGAACGAGAUCCACGCCUACACGGCCGGCCACUGGGCUGGUGAUUGCGUUCUGGGCAAGAUAUUGCUGGACGUCGGUGUUCCGUUGCAUUUCUCCUGGCCUAUGUUGCAGAACACGGCUGUCGCGGAGCUAGACGAGUUCUCGCCUGACUUUUACCGUCGUCCGUGGUGUUAUCCUGCCGUUGCCUUCCAUCACUUGUCUGCGCUGGAUAUACAGAGUCUUUGGGAAUUCGAACAGAAGCGCUACAAAGAGUCCCGCAAAACCCUCCUCCUCCACGGCGACGUCUUCAAAGAACGCAUCUACCCGGAACUCGCCCCCGACCGCUCUUACUGGGACAAUCUUUCCACCGAAGAACACUCCGUCGCCGUCGACACCUACGAAGACUGCCAGGCGCUAUGCGCGACGGCCCCGCAAUGCCUGCAGUUUACUUUCCGCGCUGGAAGAUGCUACACUAACAAGACGCCGAAGCUGGGACGUUCGAGUGCAGAUUCUAGUUCAGGGUGGAUUAUGAAGAGGGUGGAUGGGAUGUUGGCUUCGGCACCCAAGUGUCGGAAGCCGGAUUUCGGUUGA